Messenger RNA from Cydia fagiglandana, 3396 nucleotides. RefSeq names its product vesicular glutamate transporter 1 (gene MFS9). Bases 244 to 1761 code for a protein of 505 amino acids. The record is from RefSeq and is a predicted model, not a curated record. Gene Ontology annotation, biological process: monoatomic anion transport; transmembrane transport. Gene Ontology annotation, cellular component: membrane. The transcript has 13 exons. NCBI's taxonomy places the organism in Eukaryota, Metazoa, Arthropoda, Insecta, Lepidoptera, Tortricidae. Gene Ontology annotation, molecular function: transmembrane transporter activity.
AGCACCAAACACUCACCCAAAGUGCCGGUUCAUGAAUAAAGCCGUAUCAUUGACUGCAUACGAGUGGGGGCGAAAGAGAGCGCGCGUAACCUGGGUCCUCACUCCUCAGUGCGAAGUGAGAGGCGCGCGCGUCGAACGUACGACCGACUGGCCUCCUCACAAUACGAACCGCGAAAACCAACUCUAGAAGUUAAACAUAAAGUGCAUUUUCGAGUGUAGUGUCCAGUGAAUUUCUAGUGUGAAAUGAGUGAAGAAAACGCAAUGGGAGACGAUUUGAAAAGACAAGCGGCGAUGUUCUAUAAUACUACGGAAAGAGAGCGAUCACAAGAGCACCAAGCAACAUGGUGCUUCUGGCGUCGGCGGAGGCUCAUCGUGGCUCUGCUGGCGUUCUUCGGCUUUUUCAACGUGUACGCGUUACGCGUCAACCUGUCUGUGGCCGUCGUCGCCAUGACGGAGCCAGUGGAAACCAAGCUGGAGAACGGAACUGUUGUCUUUAUACCAGAGUUUGACUGGAGCUCUCAGACCAAGGGUCUGGUGCUGUCAUCAUUCUUCUACGGGUACCUGGUGACGCAGCUGCCCGGCGGCUGGCUGGCGGCUAAAAUAGGAGGUAACAGAAUGUUUGCCAUCGGGAUAGGGGCGACGUCGCUACUGACGUUGUUCACUCCGCCGCUGGCACACACCAGCACCUCACUGCUUAUUGCCGUGAGGGUAGUUGAGGGACUGUUCGAGGGUGUAACCUACCCGUGUAUCCACGCAGUAUGGUCCCGUUGGGCGCCAAGCGAAGAGCGCGCUCGACUAGCCACGUUCGCCUUUAGCGGGAGCUACGCGGGCACCGUGGUGUCCAUGCCGAUAUGUUCGCUACUGGCACACUAUACGGGCUGGCCUGGCAUAUUCUACGUGUUCGGUAUAAUGGGACUGGUGUGGACAACAGUUUGGUGGUUGGUGGUGAAAGAGUCCCCAGAAAAGGACCCCCGGAUAUCUCCAGCUGAAUUAAAAUAUAUACAGGACUCACGAGGUACGCAAGCUAUCGAGGGGUCCAAAAUUAAGCACCCGUGGCGAGCCAUGUUGACCUCAGGGCCAGUUUGGGCCAUAGUUAUGGCCCAUUUCAGUGAAAACUGGGGUUUCUACACACUUCUAACGUUCCUGCCUACAUUUAUGCAAGACGUAUUUAAGUUCGAGACUUCGGCGACGGGUUGGCUGUCUGCGGUGCCGUACCUCGCGAUGGCUAUAGUUUUACAGGUGGCGGGUCAUCUUGCGGACUGGGUGCUGACCAAAGGGUACAUGUCGCGCACUAAUGUCAGAAAACUAUUCAACUGCGGCGCUUUCCUUGCUCAGACGAUAUUCAUGGUGGCGGCGUCAUACGCGUCAACGGUGACAGGAUGCCUAGUCUACCUCACCAUCGCUGUUGGUCUGGGAGGCUUCGCUUGGUCAGGUUUCAGCGUAAACCAUUUGGACAUAGCUCCGCCACACGCCAGCGUGCUGAUGGGCCUCUCCAACACCGUGGCGACAUUGCCCGGGAUCAUAAGUCCGCCUCUCGCCGGCUCCAUUGUCACUGACAAGACAGCGGAGCAAUGGCGCGUCGUAUUCUUCAUAUCCAGCGCCAUCUAUCUGCUCGGCGCGAUAGUUUAUGGCUUCCUGUGCUCCGCCGAGCGGCAGCCGUGGGUACUAGAGUGCGAAGACCCCAGUUUCGACACAGAUGGCGCCUCCGUCACCACUGCGAAAGGCUACGAUAAUAAGGCCAUGGACCAUAGCGAAAUGUAGAUCAAAAACCAUAUUUGAUGUACAGAAUUUGAAGAAUAUUACAAAAAACAACAACAUAUGUAAUAGUUAUUUACGGUACAGGUGCGGAAAAUAGGAAGUUCGCAACGAAUGGCGAAUUAGCCAUACACACGUGUAUCGUACAACGAUUUACUGUACUUACAUGUGGCCCUUCAAAUUUUUGACUUAGUUACGUAAUGUGCUUAUUAUAGCACCUGGUAUCGUAUCGUAAUGUAGCACCAGAUGUACUGUAAAACAUGUGAAACAAGAAAAGGUGAAUAAAAAGAUUUAACAUCAAUACUAAGUCAAGCAUCGCAUCAUCUUUACGCUUGUAAAAACCUUUCUCAGUGGCGCCAUCUAGUACAAUGGUGAUGCAAGAGAGUCGAACUAAGUUUUCACGCCACUGUUCGGAAAUGUGGCAAUAGAUGGUCUAAAACCAAGCUGGAAAGUAGGCAAUAGCUGUAGCACUUGAAGCACCACUACUACAAUGUUUCAUUGUUGUCAUCAUCUGUCAUUGGUGACAGUUCGCUACAGCAAUGAAUAUCAUUUAAAACAUAAAAAUCAAUAAAAGGUCUUUUUUUGCGCAACUUUUUCCUUCAAAAAUAAAAUUAGGUUAUUUAUAGCACCAAUUUCUUGUUUAAAAAAAAAAGAAAUAUCAAAACCAUUCACUUCAUUUUUUUUUAACAAUUAUCCAUUCAGUUCACGCUUAAGGCGUUUUUUACUUUUGUAGCUGUUUGUGGUUUUAUUAGCAAAAACGCUUCUAGAGCUUAGAGUCGGUUUAAAGCAAAUAACAGAAAAACGCCUCUUAUAAGUGGUAAAAAAAGUAAAAAAAAGGCGGGAUCUGAAAAUACCUACUGAAUUGGAUAGUGUAAAUUAUGUUUGACUAAAAAAUAUAAGAAACGCGUAUCUACGCUCGCUAUAAAAAUGAGUUCUUCUAGUGAAGAAAAUGAUAUUCUUACGCUGACGCCUACUGAAAUUCAAGAGACAGUACAGGCAGUGGCUAGUAAUUUGCUACCAGAGAAAUCGCGGGCUAGUACUUAUAGUUAUGCAAAUGUUUUCUUAUUUCCUCGCAGUAGUCGUGAAAAGCACUAUGUAAUGCCUCGGCCGGAAACGCUAAAGAUGGACUCGUAUUAUUCGAGGGCCUCCACUAACGUGUCGGCCCUCGAACUCACUCAUCCAUCUUUUAGCGAUUUUCCGUCCUCUCCUACAAUGUACUAUAACUAUGCAUGACAUUUGUAACGAGAAAGUGUGGCAAUAUGUCACAUUUCAACAAUAUUUCUAUUAAUUUGUCGCUUAUAAUGACACUGUCUCACUUUGCUCUGUUCAAGUUGACUUUAUAAUUAUAUUUAUUUUAUUUACUCUCCGGUACAUACGUACCAUCGGCCACACUAGUAUGUAUAAUAUAGUAUAACUGACAGUUCGUAAACCUUAUUACAAAAGGCAUAAGGUCCACCGAUGGACAGUUAAGAAGUGUUGCUGACUGUUACAUUAAAUGAUACUAUGUGAAGUAAGGACGAAGCAUGAAGAAUUUUGUACAUUGACCAACCUGUUCUUAUCUCUAUCGCACGCGUGUAAUUAUAUUGCUGUCUCGCGCAUGGUGCCGGCGGUCAAUGACAUUGCGAGAGGAACACCGGCCAC